GGAGCGGCGGAGACGGCCGCCCCUGGCGGCGGGUUUGUUUAUCCCGGGGAAGAAGUUUAGGAGCCGGAGAUAGGGAAGGAGGGCGGGCCGGGGAGGAGGGAUGCGGUUCGGCGGAGGCGGCCGCCACAGGGACUCGCCGCCAUCACCUCAGCCGCCUCAGCCGGAGAGGAGCCGCCGCCGGGGCUGCCCGCCGCAGCCCCGCACGUCCGGAAGACGUGAGCCCGGAGGAAGAUGGCGGAAGAGUAAGACGCGGAGAUCACCUUCCUCCCCACAGGUACAUCAGAAAUUCAUCUACACGUGGAACAACUCCUACAGAACACCUACUGAACGCUGACAGAAGACCUCAGACCCCCUAAAAGUAAAGCACUCAACUGUGUGGGAUAUUGCAUAAAUCUUAGAAGACUGCAAUAAAGUGGCAAUGUCUCGGGAACCCACCCCACCUCUCUCUGGAGAUAUGUCUGCUGGUCCUAUAGCAGAAAGCUGGUGUUACACACAGGUUAAAGUUGUAAAAUUUUCCUACAUGUGGACCAUUAAUAACUUCAGUUUUUGUCGAGAGGAAAUGGGUGAAGUGUUAAAAAGUUCAACAUUCUCAUCUAGCCCCAGUGACAAAAUGAAAUGGUGCCUGAGGGUAAAUCCAAAGGGAUUAGAUGAUGAAAGUAAAGACUACUUGUCCUUAUAUUUGCUUUUAGUCAGCUGUCCAAAAAGUGAAGUUCGAGCAAAAUUCAAAUUUUCCCUUCUGAACGCUAAAAGGGAAGAAACAAAAGCAAUGGAAAGCCAAAGAGCAUAUCGAUUUGUACAAGGGAAAGACUGGGGUUUUAAAAAAUUCAUUCGAAGGGAUUUUUUGCUUGAUGAAGCUAAUGGUCUUUUACCAGAUGACAAGCUUACAUUAUUUUGUGAGCAUCUCCAGCACUGCUUGCAGAAGAGGAGGAAGCAUUGCACUGGCCUGCCUAAAGAACUGCCUCCUCCCCUCCCCUGCAAGUGGUGCUGUAGACAGGUGAGUGUGGUCCAAGAUUCAGUAAAUAUAUCAGGACAUACUAAUACAAAUACUUUAAAGGUGCCUGAAUGUCGACUAGCAGAUGAUUUAGGUAAUCUCUGGGAAAACACAAGAUUUACAGAUUGCAGUUUUUUCGUGAGAGGACAAGAAUUUAAAGCUCAUAAAUCUGUACUUGCAGCUCGAUCCCCAGUUUUUAAUGCAAUGUUUGAACAUGAAAUGGAAGAAAGCAAAAAGAAUCGAGUGGAAAUAAAUGAUGUAGACCCUGAGGUUUUUAAAGAAAUGAUGAGAUUCAUUUACACAGGGAAAGCGCCAAAUCUUGACAAAAUGGCUGACAACUUGUUGGCAGCUGCAGACAAAUAUGCACUGGAACGGCUGAAGGUCAUGUGUGAAGAAGCUUUGUGUAGUAACCUCUCAGUAGAAAAUGUUGCUGAUACCCUUGUCCUUGCAGAUUUGCACAGUGCGGAACAGUUGAAAGCACAAGCCAUAGACUUUAUUAAUAGGUGCAGUGUACUUCGACAGCUUGGGUGUAAAGAUGGGAAAAACUGGAACAGCAACCAAGCAGCAGACAUAAUGGAAACAUCUGGGUGGAAGUCCAUGAUUCAGUCUCACCCACAUUUGGUAGCAGAAGCCUUCCGAGCACUAGCAUCUGCACAGUGUCCACAGUUUGGUAUUCCACGAAAACGGCUAAAACAGUCUUGAAAUCUUCCAUGAACUAUAGAAAAAUGGAAUUGACUUUUACUCCUCCAGGUCCAGAAGGAUUCUAAUACACAAACCAUAAGCAAGAGUUGUUUCUGUUGUCUUGUCCACAGAACAGAAGCUGAGAAAGCAUACUGCUUGAAUUUCAGGUGGAUAGUUUAUGGUUUAUUCUUCAGCUUUAAAUUAGACUGAUUAUACUCUAAUUCACUUCAAGGCCUUAAAUUAUCUUCAGUGACUUCUCUUGUUCAUAUAUAUACUUUAAUUUUUUUAUUGUGCCUUGUCAUUGUGACCAAGGCUAUGCAGGAUUGCACUAGCUCCAUAAUGCAGUAAUAUUGAUAACUGAAGAUAAUAAGUUUCAAAAGGAUCUUCCAUUAGUUUGAGAAAGGCAAAUGGAUAUUAUAGGGUUUGUCCUAUGCUAUCAAAGUUUAAAACUAGGUUUUCCUUAAAAAAGCACUUGUAUUGGAGAUUACUGGUAAUGUCUCCAGUCUAAGUUCUAUAAAUACAGGAGAACCUGCUUACCUUCAAGGUAAGUUAUGGCAAUACACUGCUUCAAUUCUAAUUUAUUUUUUAUUUCAGGGGGCAAAUAUGCAAUGAGUUGGCCCAAAUUUUUAGUGAAAUUUGUAGUGUUUGUAUGUUAUCUGUCCAACAAACUAAGAGAAGCAUAACAAACCUUUGCUUGUGUUUCUUUGUGAGUUUAUCCAAGUUUAUAAUGAUUGAGAACUCAUUGAGGUUAAGAUUUCGAUAAGAAGAAAGCAUGUUUUGUGCUGAAUUAAUUUUUUUUUUAAUUUAUAGUGACCUACAUUUAUAUGAAGAAUUCUGUACAUGUUAAAAGUAAGGAUGGGGCCUCCCUGGUGGCGCAGUGGUUAAGAGUCCGCCUGCCGAUGCAGGGGAUACGGGUUCGUGCCCCGGUCUGGGAGGAUCCCAUAUGCCGCGGAGCGGCUGGGCCCGUGAGCCAUGGCCGCUGGGCCUGCGCAUCCGGAGCCUGUGCUCCGCAACGGGAGAGGCCACAACAGUGAGAGGCCCGCAUACCACAAAAAGAAAAAAAAAAAAAAAAAAAGUAAGGAUGACCAAAUGUAAAUUUAAUGAGUGGGCCAAUUAAGAAGAUAUAUAUGCACUUUUAAUGUGUAACUUUUUUAUACUGAAUGGUACUUUUUUUUUUUGCUUUUGAGAGAGUUGAUAAGGUAUAAUUAAUUGUCUUAGCUUUUGAAAGAAUUUUUAAGACAGAUGGAGGCAACUGGGAUGUUUGUGAUAAUAGAUAAGGAAGAUAUUCUCGAUUAUAGUUAAUUUGACUUCCACAUAUUCAUUAUUGAAUUCACGCCUGUUUAUCAUGCUUUGGAGAAGGCACCUGACAGUAAAUGAAUCCUGGACAGCCUACUCUCCUUCUAAAAGCAAUGAACUGCUAUUAUUUGCAGACUAAAGGAGAGAACCCUUAGAAAUAUGUCAGGCUACACUCUGAAACCUUUUUUCCUCCCUAGCUUUCUCCUUUCUGUCUCAGUUACUGUACCAACAUUGUGGAUGAUAGUGAAAUUCUGCAUAAUGUGAACAGGAUAAACUAUUUAUAAACUGCUUUUCACGGGCCAGUUCUUUAUUAUAAAUGAAUUUUAGCUUUAAACACAUACACAUCUUCAGUUUUUGAUAGCUCUGUUUACAACAGAAGUCUGUUCUGGUGCAUUGUCCUGGUGAAGCAGGAGCAAUCAGUGUCAAGUCACUGCAUCUGAUUUCCUGUGACAGUGGCAGUAUGCUUCUUAGGCAAGAUUUACAUUUGACCACAAGGGAAAAUUUUUUUUCACUGGAAAAAAAAUGCAUAUACCUAUAUAUUUACAUAUAUAACUUUAUUCUCCAGAUUAAAAUUUGUAUAAUUCGUUUAUUUCAUUUUUGAAUUUAGGACAAAAGGAAAAAGAUGAAGCAUGAAGUUUUAAAAUAUAUUUUAUUUUUGUUAUCUGUCUGUUAGGUAUUUACCGAAGCAAUCCUAAUAUACCAAGGGUGAUUCAUAUUUACAUUGAACAAACACUGUCAAAUAAUCAUUUGUUAUCCACAUCAAACUGGGUUUCAAAAAGAUCAUAUUUUCAGAUAUCUUCAUUUCUUCCUGUGUAGCUUGAGUCUUUGUUGUGUUAACCUAAAGUUGAAAUUGGAAGACUGCCUUCGGAUAGAAGAAAGAUUCUUACAUAUGAAUGGAUUCCAUCCUAUGUAAGAGUAUUAUAGGGAGCAGAAAUUCACUUCCUUAACUUCACCAUAAGAUUGAGCCCUUUAAAUUUAAAAUGUGCAAUUUAAAAAAGAAACCACACACACAUACAUAUACACUUAAAGAAUUUGAGAUUUUGCCAGGGUCUUAGAAGAAAACAAAAAUUUAUCCCUCAGGCCCUAGAAUUUUGUUGUCUUAUAUUAAAAAAAUACUGGUGUAUUCAUUUAUGUCAGAUGCACACAGGUGCAUUCUGAAUUAAUUCACUGCUUGGAUCUACAUUUCUAACCAUAGUGACUUCAGUGAUAACACCUAUUAUAAUGAACAUUUCAGCUUACCCUUACUUACAUACUUACUUUAGUGUUUGUUGCAGAUCUGAAGGGUUUUAUUAUAAAAUUUUUUUUUUUUAGUUUGGUAGCACAUUUUGUACCAAAAACGUCCAACACUGUGCUGUAAGAAUAUCCACAUUUGAAGAAAUGUCCACUUUUCAGAUAGUAUAUUCCUACCAUUAUACUAACAGGAUCAUAUGGUAGUUGAUUUAUUUUUUUUUAUUUAUUAUGUAUAUUUUUGGUAUUGUGGGUUCUUGAGACAAUGAUACAAAACUGUUAAUGUAUUCUAACGUGAGUGCUCUAAUAGCUUUUUUUUUUUUUAAUUUUUAAACUACAGACAUUGUUUUCGGUAGGCACAGAUUUUGUCCUGAGCAGUGUUGCCUUUUGAACUAAAGCCUGCUCCUGUUUCCCUUUGGUCACCUAAACAGAGCUUUUUCUUAGAAAAGUAGUAACUGGUCUUAAAUGUUCCAUAUUAUAAAAGUAACCAUUGGAGAACUGUUGUUUAGAUUGAGAUACAGAAACACUGUAUUUGUGCCUUUUUCAUUUUUUAAUAUUAAUGUGUAUCGGUAUUUGGAGCACAAAUAUGAAGGUGCCAUAACAUUAUGGCCUGCCAUUGUUACCUCCUUGAAUACUCAUGUGUCAUUGUCUUGAAAUAGUAAUUGGAGAUUCUUGCAUGUAUUCCGUGGUCAUUUGGGCAUGUGUGUGUGCGUGCGUGCGCGCGUGUGUGUGUACAUGUACUUGUAUUUGCUUGGACUUGUGUGUGGUAUGUUCAAAAGAGUGAAUUUCUGAAAAUAGGACUCAGUUAAAUGUUGAAAGUUUAGGUUAGUUGAAAUGUAUUCCAUUUAAAUGUGCUUUAUUUGAGGGGACAAUUGAGAGGAAAUUAUAAUUCAAAAAUGUGACCAAUUUACUGCAUGAUGAAAUGUGAAAACAGUGCCUUUUAAGGACAUCAAUUUUAAAAUUAAGUUUUAAAAUAUUAACAAAAAUCUCUUAAAAAGUUGUCAUGAACAUUAUUGGUUUAUUUUUAAACGAGACCUAAGUUAGAGCUUAAAUUGCCAAAAGUAUAGUUAUUAAUUUAUUUACCCAUUUGUUUUGUGCAUAAAUUUAAAACCUAAGCAGAACUGUUUAUAAAAUUGUGGAUCAUAGAUGCUACCCAGUGUUACUAAAAUAGAACACUAGGGACUUUGGUAAGUUGUUUUGUUAAAAUCCAGCUCAAGCUUUUCUCAAAACCAAGUCUACUUGAAGAGGUGAAUUGUUCUGAGUUGGAUGUUCAUGCUCUUUGAUGGAUAAAAUGAAAAUAUUCAAUGUAUUCUUGCAAAACAACGUGGGUGGUUGGGUUUUAGUGUUUUUCAGAUUAUAAAGACAGCACUUUCAACACACAUAAGAGUAUUUUGCAAACCUCUUUUAUACAGAUUAUGAGCUCUGGUUUAUUUAAGUGUUAAAUGGAAUGAUGUAAAUUUUAGGUCCAGUUGAACAAAUAUUGAGUGCCUACCAUGCGAGACUUCUUCACUAGGAAUGAAAUCACCACACUGUGUCUUCUGUUUGCAGUAUGUGGACUUUACAUUUGAAAAAGAAUUCUUAUAUUUAAAUCUUUUUCUGUUGUUAAGGGUUUAUCCUUGUAUACUGUAACCCAGUUAAUUUUUGCAUUCAGUUUUUUAGAAUGAAGAUAUAACUUAAGUGAGUCCCAUUUUUGAAAAUAAAAUUCUGCUGAAAUUAUUUAAAAAUCAGUUCUGGGGCAAAUUGAUUUUCAAGAUUCAAAUGUAUAAAGACAUUUUGAACUUU
Mesoplodon densirostris (Blainville's beaked whale) is the source of this 5977-nucleotide messenger RNA. RefSeq names its product speckle type BTB/POZ protein like (gene SPOPL). The record is from RefSeq and is a predicted model, not a curated record. Gene Ontology annotation, cellular component: nucleus; cytoplasm. Gene Ontology annotation, biological process: proteasome-mediated ubiquitin-dependent protein catabolic process; regulation of proteolysis. Gene Ontology annotation, molecular function: ubiquitin protein ligase binding. The coding region runs from base 419 to 1693 and encodes 424 amino acids. The transcript is spliced from 13 exons. NCBI's taxonomy places the organism in Eukaryota, Metazoa, Chordata, Mammalia, Artiodactyla, Ziphiidae.